UGCAGCACCCUACAACGAAAGGUAAAUAUAAUGGAAUAAAUUAUUAUUUUGCCAAUUCAUAUCCUGUAGUUGAAUCAGAUAGUCAGCGUUAGCUAGAUACACGUUUAGCUAAUUACCAUGAUGACAUAUAUUGUUUUUUUUACUCAUAAAGGUCACGUGAUGUCCGUGCUAGGUGACCAUGAGUCAUUAAUUUUGUAUUGAAAAUGACCAUACUUGUCUGUGGAAAAUUUACUCUUGAUUUCCAUAGAUUGAACCGGAUUGAAAUGACCAGUUCAUGACAUUACAGCUCGGUCAACCAUGUCUAGACUACAUCACAUGUAUGCCUUUUUGAGAUACCUGAUGAUGGUCCUCAGUGGCGUCAUAUUAACGAGUGGAUUGGUUCUCUUUGGUCUGGGCGUGUGCAUCAGGUACGGGGCGGCCGCUUUUAUCCAGGUGAUGGGCUCCUUGGGCGGCCGGCUGGUGACGGUCAGCUAUGUGUGCAUGGGCAUGGGGACAGUGCUGGGUCUGGUCGGGAUUAUCGGCUGGGUCGGGGCGUGGAAGGAGAAUCGCCGCUUCAUCAUGCUGUAUUUCUGUAUCAUGUCCACGAUGUUUAUGGCUGAGGUGGCUGGGGUCAUCUUCAUGCUGGCGUACCGGGACGAGGUGGAAGGUGCGAUUCGUGGUGCCAGUAAGGAAUCUUUGCGGAUGUCCUAUUUGGGACCGACGGCUAUCGACCCCAUAUCAACGGCCUGGAAUACCAUCAUGGUCCAUUACAAGUGCUGUGGCUUCGACAACUCCACGCUGGACUUCAGCGACUCCGUGUUCAGCGCCCUCACUGGCCUGCUGUACCCGAAGACGUGCUGCGUUGACCAGGAGAGCGCGGCCUGCGACGGCCUGGACACCUCCCGGAGCAUUAUACACCCUGCGAGCUGUAUUACCAAACUAAUCACCAUGAUCCGUGACCAGAGCGUCGUCUUCGGAUCCAUCAUUUCUGGCAUUUUGGUCUCAGAGUUAGCGUCCAUGAUCGUGUCAGUGGUGUUGUAUGUCCGAUUGGGCAGCAUUUACUGAUAGACCGGCAGUCAGUCAGAACGGAGCAGGCAGGCUAGU
Molecule: messenger RNA, 1083 nt
Organism: Esox lucius (northern pike)
Lineage: Eukaryota; Metazoa; Chordata; Actinopteri; Esociformes; Esocidae
Product: tetraspanin-16
Exons: 7
Coding region: 298-1044 (248 amino acids)
Cellular component (GO): membrane
Source: RefSeq, a predicted model, not a curated record